Sorghum bicolor (sorghum) is the source of this 1604-nucleotide messenger RNA. RefSeq names its product beta-1,3-galactosyltransferase pvg3. NCBI's taxonomy places the organism in Eukaryota, Viridiplantae, Streptophyta, Magnoliopsida, Poales, Poaceae. Gene Ontology annotation, molecular function: hexosyltransferase activity. Gene Ontology annotation, cellular component: Golgi membrane. The transcript has a single exon. Bases 291 to 1346 code for a protein of 351 amino acids. The record is from RefSeq and is a predicted model, not a curated record.
GCGUUCCAUUUCUACGACUCCGCCUCACCCGCCCACCUCACCUUUACGCAAAGGCGUCGCCAUUAACGUGCCAGUCAAGCUCCCCACCCCUACCACCGGCAAAAGAACUACCGAGGGACAUGCUUCCCCUAGCUCUCUCCUCCUUCGUCUCCGAUUAAGCAUGCGCGCGGCAGCGCACAGGCUAAUUAAGCUAACAAAAUCUUGUGACCAGCCAGCAGAAGGCCGCGUCGUCUCGACGACUGUGGUGUGUGUGCGCGCGCUUCUUUAUUUGCUUGGCGGCCAAUCGAUCGAUGCCGUCACCGCCGCCGCCGCCGAGGAAUAAUUCUCUCAAGUCGUUCAUGGUGGGCAACGGCAAUCACGCGCCCCAGCAGGUCGGCACGAAGCAGAGGCACGGCGGCGGUGGCUUCCCGAGGCUGUCUGCCUCCAGCAAGGCGUUGGUCCUGCUGCCGCUCCUGCUCCUGGCCUUCAUCUUCCUCUUCGUGUACCCCAAGGAGUUCGAGCUGCAGGCGAUGCUGAGCGCGUGCGGCCCGCCCUCCGCGGAGCCGGCGGCGGCGGGCGCGGCCGUGGUCCGGAAGCCCGACUUCCGGCUGCUCAUCGGCGUGCUGACCCGAGCGGACCUGUACGAGCGGCGGCACCUGCUGCGCAUGGUGUACGGGCUGCAGCUCGCGUCGCCACCGGAGGAGGAGCCCCUGGCCGCGCACGUGGACGUCCGCUUCGUCUUCUGCCGGCUGUACAAGGACGACCAGCGCGUGCUGGUGCCGCUCGAGAUCCUCGCCCACGACGACGUCAUCGUGCUCGACGGCUGCGAGGAGAACCUCAACGGCGGCAAGACGUACACGUUCCUGUCCACGGUGGCGCGGCUCUACGCCGACGAGCCGUACGACUACGUGAUGAAGGCCGACGACGACAUCUUCCUCCGGCUGCCGCAGCUGGUGGCGUCGCUGGGCGGGAUGCCCCGGGACGACAUGUACUACGGCGCCACCAUCCCCUGCGACAGCAUGGACCCGUUCCGGGACUACAUGGCCGGCAUGGCCUACGCGCUGUCGUGGGACCUCGUGCAGUGGAUCGCCACCUCCGACGUGGCGCGAAACCACAGCGUGGGCACGGAGGACAUGCUCACGGGGCUCUGGCUCAGGAUCGGGGACAAGGGGAAGAACCGCUUCAACGCCAAGCCGGCCAUCCAUGACUACCUCAACCCGGUGCCGGUGGACCAGUGCGAGCACGAGUUCAUGCCAAGCACCAUCGGUGUGCACAGGCUCAAGAGCAACCCGAGGUGGGCGGAGGCGCUCAAGUACUUCAACUUCACGGCAGGGCUCAAGUCGUCCAAGUUCUACAAGAUCGACUAACACCUCUAGCUCUCCUAUCUACUGCUUGCUGUGAGUAAGGCCAGGAUCGAUCCAUCGGAUGCAUGCAUGCGCUGCUUAAUUUUUGUGGGAGCUUUUUAAUUUAUUUAUACAUAAAAACAAAUGUGUUCUUCGAUUUGAUCUGUGCUCUGCUUAUCACAAACUCCAUCUUUCCACUUGUUUUUUUUUUUACAAAAUUUUGUACUUCAUAAUUUUUUAAGGAGUCAGUAAGAAGAACUGACAGUUAUACUAAACAAGAGA